AUGGCCAAGGAAACCUCAAAUAGCCGCGUCGCAUGGGAGCAUAUCGUGCGAGAGAAAGACAAAGUCGGCGAUGCGUACUACAAAACCUCCGACUCUGUCGCAGAAGAACUGCACAAUGAGAUGGUUGGAAAGGCAGUCAUUAUCACAGGAGUAACUUCAGGCAGUCUUGGAGCCGACGCAUCAAGGGUCAUUGCUGCCCACGAGCCAAAGUUGCUCAUUUUAGCCUCCAGGUCAGAGUCCGCCAUCGCCAAAACGAUCGAAGAAAUCAAGCCCACCGCCUCUGCCGGAACAAUGAUCGAGCCGUUGAUCAUCGAUCUUAGCGAUCAGCUCUCUGUGCGAGCAGCGGCCAAGAAGGUUCUCAAGUUGACCCCGGUGGUCGAUGUCUUGAUCAAUAGUGCAGCCCUCAUGAUGAUCCAUAAGUACACCACAAAUGCCGACGGUGUAGAGAUGCAUCUUGCAAUCAACCAUCUAGGCCACUUCCUGUUCACCAACCUCAUCAUGUCGGCACUCCUGAAGUCGGACGGCCCAGGCCGUGUCGUCAACAUCUCCGCGGCAGCUCACCGCAUCGAACCUUUCCGUUUCAACGACUACAACUUUGGCGAGGGAGAGGCUUACGAUCCAACUUUGGGCUAUGCUCAGUCAAAGUGUGCUAAUCUUCUCUUCACUCUUGGUCUAGCACAAAGGCUUGGACAUAAAAAGCUCUUGAGCUAUGGCGUCGAUCCCGGCGGCUCGAUUACCAACUUAUUCCACCGCGCUCCGAAAGAGGAGAUGCUUAAACACGGUUGGCUUCUAGAGAAUGGUGACCCAAGCCCUGCCUUGCUGGGAGGUUUGAAGUCUGUUCAACAAUCGGUCGCCAGCUACAUUGUGGCUGCAUACAGCCCAGAUAUCAAAGACAGAAACGGGUGCACCAUCACUGGUGGCAUGAUUGAUGACACCGUGGCCGAGCAUGCUAAAGAUCCGGAGGCAGCAGAGCAGUUAUGGAAUCUCAGUGAGAAUUUGGUUGGACAAAAUUUUAACUACUGA
Clonostachys rhizophaga is the source of this 1023-nucleotide messenger RNA. NCBI's taxonomy places the organism in Eukaryota, Fungi, Ascomycota, Sordariomycetes, Hypocreales, Bionectriaceae. The record is from the annotation of a GenBank genome assembly.